AGUGUGGAAAGGAUGUCCAUGACCGAGUCGGUCCUGGAGGGAAUGAACAUGCUGGACGCUGUUCUUGAGCAAGCAUCCUCCCCGGACAUGGACCCGUACAAGGAACCGGAGCAAGAGACGGUGUACGAGGUGGAACGUGAGGAGAGCGAGGUGCCACCUGAGUCCAAAAGGGAGACUGUCUACGAAGUGGAGCCAGAGCCAGCUUCAAUCAGAGUGUCGGAGCCAAAUCCGAGCCAACAGGCUGGUGAAUCUGUGCCAGUUUCUGACCCAGAGGUGGAUUUGGACCCAGUCGGAACAUCUCCAGCAUCGGAGAGCCCUUCUGUGCCAGACUCGGUCUUGGAAGAGUCAUCAACACAAGAACUUGGCGUCCCGGCAGGAGCUGUGCCAGUUACGGACACUCAAGACGUCUCCUUGCCAAGUGGAGAUGCUCUGUUGGCGGACCUCGAGUCCACCACCUCUCACAUCUCAAAGCGGCCAGUGUUCCUGCCUGACGAGACGCCCUACUCCUUCCCCACCGGAGGAAACGCGUACCCCGAGGUCUCGGACACGCCUCCGGUGCCGCCUCAUCCCACCGCAGAGGCGUUAAACGGCACCGCGCUCGACCCCCCUGACUCACACCGCUCCUCCACACAGUCGAUCGGGUCGGCCCAGAAAAGCACCUGGUCCAGAGACAGCAGCAGUCCCCCUCUUUCUCACAACGAGGAGGAUCACGUAUAUAGUUUCCCCAACAAGCAGAAGACUACUGACUCUGCAGCCGCAGGCAUGAGCUCGUCUCUGGGCAGUAACCUGUCGGAGCUGGACCGGCUGCUCCUGGAACUCAACGCUGUGCAGCACAGCACGCCCUCCUUCCCCGUCGAGGAAGAAGCACCCCCAGCCCUCCCCUCCAGCAGCGUCACCACACAGAAUGGCAUCUCGCCCCCCGGCAAAGUGCCCCCUCCUACUCUGGAGAAGCCCAAGCGUAACGCGGCCGGCCGGGGCAUCGAGGACGUAAGGCCCAGUGUGGAGAGCCUACUGGACCAGCUGGAGAGCUCAGUGCCAACCCCAGUCCCUGCCCCCUCAGUGGCCACAGUGGAGUUGAUUGACGGCGAGGAGGAAACGCCUUCCCAGCAACAGGCCCGAAUCUCCGCCUCCUCAGCCACACGAGAGCUCGAUGAGCUCAUGGCCUCGCUCUCCGACUUUAAAGUCCAAAGCAAUAUUAUGGCCCAGGGCAAAGGGGGCUCCCCCACCAGCCCUCCCAAACAAGGGAACAAGCUGGACAACAUGCUGGGCAGCCUGCAGUCAGACCUCAACCGCCUGGGCGUGCAGACCGUGGCCAAGGGCGUGUGUGGAGCAUGCAAGAAGCCUAUUGCUGGACAGGUGGUGACGGCCAUGGGGCGCACGUGGCACCCGGAGCAUUUUGUGUGCACCCACUGCCAGGACGAGAUUGGCAGCCGGAACUUCUUUGAGCGCGACGGGCAGCCCUACUGCGAGAAGGACUACCACAACCUCUUCUCCCCCCGCUGCCACUACUGCAAUGGACCCAUACUGGAUAAAGUGGUCACUGCGCUGGACAGAACAUGGCAUCCUGAGCACUUUUUCUGUGCACAGUGUGGCGCAUUCUUUGGGCCAGAGGGCUUCCAUGAGAAGGACGGGAAGGCGUACUGUCGGAAGGACUACUUUGAUAUGUUCGCCCCCAAGUGCGGGGGCUGUGCCCGCGCCAUCCUGGAGAACUACAUCUCGGCCCUCAACAGCCUCUGGCACCCCGAGUGCUUCGUCUGCAGGGAGUGCUUCACCCCCUUCAUCAACGGGAGCUUCUUUGAGCACGAGGGCCAGCCGUACUGCGAGGCCCACUACCACGAGCGCCGCGGCUCGCUGUGCUCCGGCUGCCAGAAGCCCAUCACGGGCCGCUGCAUCACAGCCAUGGCCAAGAAGUUCCACCCCGAGCACUUCGUCUGCGCCUUCUGCCUCAAGCAGCUCAACAAGGGCACCUUCAAGGAGCAGAACGACAAGCCCUACUGCCAGGGCUGCUUCAUCAAGCUCUUCAGCUAAGAGCGCGGCAGACCAGGCGGUGUGUGUGUAUGUGUGUGUGUGUGUGUUGUGGGUGAGCGGAUGUGUGUUUAGUGUGGCGCGUGCUGGACUGUGUUUGUGUGUCAUGAUUGUGAGGUUGAGUGGGAGAGAGGCUUUUUUUGUUGUGUGUUUGUGUGUGUGCUGGUGGCUAUUGUUUUUGAUCUUAAUCCAGAUCUUGAGAUUUCUUGUUUUUUUCUUUGCAUUUGUGUGUGUGCGCUUGAGCAAUAUUGACGAAUGGGUAAUUGUGAGCGUGUGUGUGUGUGUGUGUGUGUGUGUGCGUAUGUUUUGUGAGGUUACGGUGCCCGCAGCAGCAGAAAGUUUUCUAACAGGCGUGGAUAUAUCAGAGAGCCCAAAGAGAUUGUGUUUUUAAAUGUCAUUUUUAGAGUCAUGGGCGGGUCUGCCUCAGCCCACAAGCCCACUGAUGCGUAAAUGGCUGACUCGAGAAGAGAAGAUGCUUCAAACGAAACCAUGUCCCAGAUUGAAUUUCACUACCACCAGCCACAUUUCCAGGUGAACGAUUGGAGCUCGAUCUGCUUGAUUUAUAUGACUCAAUAUGUAACGCCUUGAGGUGGACUGUAUAACGAACCCUCUCCCUGACAAAACAGUGUUGGACAAAUCAAACCAGAUAUAUUUUUGUACUUGUGAAAAAAGACGACUCACAUACAUGUGCGCACACACACUGACUGCUAAUGCUGACUGCACACACACACACACACACACACAAACAGAGAGAGAGAGCUUAUCAUUUCAAAAAGCACGUGCACAGUUCUUUAUGUGUGUAUCUCCCUCCCCCCUUCCUUUCUUCCUCCCCCUCCCUUUCUCUCCUUCUCUUGAUCUAUUUGUCACCCAUUCCUUUUUUCUUCCCUUUCGGUGCUCUGCUUUCAACACCCUUCUUUUCUCCACUUGUGAUUUCCUAAAUAUCUGUAUGGUGCAUUCUGUGGCUUGGUUUCAACUUACCAGGCACAUAUUUUUCUACACUUUUCCUAUGGAAAUUUUUCAUACACAAGAGAAGCUUCGCCAACGCAGACUUUGUGACGCAUUUAAUCAUGACCUAACAAUUUUUAAAAGAAAGAGUUUCUAUAGUGUAUCAUGUGAAAUGUUACAAUCCUAGGGUUGCGCACAUACAGACACACACACGCGUGCGCACACACGCGCACACACGCGCACACACACGCACACACACACACACACACACACACACACACACACACACACACACACACACACACACACACACACACACACACACACACACACACACGGACUACUGCUCCAGAUAUUUAAGCGUAUGUGACAUCGAAUCUGCUCCACACUCUCCUGGUGUAGGGAUCAGUUGUCGUGAAGAGAGGAGUGUUUGGCUAAACCAGAUGCUGUGUCUGAUCAUGUGUUGGUUUCACACACGCCUUAGUUGGCAGAUGAGGAAAUCAUUAAUGUGAACUUUUUUCUCUUUUUUUUGUCUCUUGCUAGUUUCAUUUGAUCUUGUUUAAGUGUAACUGUCCUACUCUCGGGGUGUGGGAUUGUGGCUAAGGGGUUUAGUGUUGCAUGGUAAACCCCUCCCUCACUCCAGGGGCUCUGGAAGCUCCUUUUAAUACAUGUGACCUCUGAACUUUGACCUUUUUGAUCACUUCUGCUUCCUGCUGCUCUCCAUACUUGCUCUGGUGUCACUUUUUUGAAAAAAAGAACUUUAUUCUUUGUGUUUUCAUUGAUAUUCAACACACACAGACAUAUUUCAUUUCAAUUCAUUAAGUAGAGAACCAGUCUGUUUGAGGUCUGCGAAACCUCAGAUGUUGGCUCUCAAAUCAGAUAGAGCCAAGACAUCCUGUGAUAGGCCUGUUACUAUGGAGACAACUUUGACAUCACUGUAGACCCUAAUCUUUUUGUCCCCUCUUGUCAGUCUCCUGCAGAACAGGUCACAAUACUGGAGCAAUGUUUUUGUUUUUAUUUUGUAUUACUUUGUUUUAUUUCCUUUUUGGUCUUUUCAUUUUAGCUACUGUUAUUUUGCCCAAUCAUGUGUAGAAGUCUUAACUCAAGAGUCAGAGUUUUGUUGGGCAGGAUUAAGUAUGAGAUGUCUUACGUGUACAGUAGCCACUGUAAUAAUUGUUUUGGUCUAUUUGUUUCAAUAAUGAGUCAAUAAUAAUAAUUUUAAUAAUAGAUUAGAUUUACUUCAGGGUGACGGUGCAUUUUUUUUUUUUUUUUUUUUUUUUUUUUCUUUUGUGCACACUGACCGAUGACUCACAUACUGUAACAAAAAUAACAUUUGGGAUUCAUACAUACCGUAGAGCCAUGACUGUGUCUCUGGAUUUGCUGCCAAUUGCUUUGACACUCCACACCACACCACACCACACAACACAGCUGCCAUGCAGUGACAGAAAUACUCUUGGAUGACGAGGCAGGAGAGUGACAGACACCGUAGUCCCCCACUGGAACUCUCAAACUAUGCCUAUGCAAAGAAAAGCUGUGGUCUCUAAGUGGGAUCACGCAGUAACAGACGGGGAAGACCCAGAAGAUCUCACUUGGUCUCUUUCUGUCUCACACACACACAAGUUGUUUUUUGUCGCUGAGCCUCACCAUCACAGUCCUUAUGACCUGUGCGACCUUUGAACUGGAUCGCUCAGAUUACAAAUAAGAGCGGAGCCUGCAGGACUUCCUGUGUCCCUUUUUAAAAAUAAAUCAUUUCAGUUUUUAUCACGUGCUGUUUUUUUAAUCCUGGCUUUGUAGACGCGAGAGACAAUGUUGCAUAUCGGAGUAAUUGUGAAACAUGUAUAAUCUCUACAAUAAAUGUUAAUUUACUGUUAAGUCAUGCAGAUAGCUCCCAACUUGCUUCCUUGAGCAGGGCAAGAGGCAGAACAACAACAAAAAUAUUUAUUUACUAAAUAUUGAUUUAUUAAAUUGCUUUUAAUGAAUACAUAUUUAGUAAUCAUGAAAGGUAUAAGGUGAUUUAUUUUUAUUCUCUGUUUUUCUUUCUGGAUAUAAACAGAAACAGAAGAAAAGAAUGCUUGUGCCAAAAUGUCAAUGCAAUGUCUUUUACACUGUGUUGAGUUGAAAGGGGCGCUCGUGCUUCACGUUGUGAGCGGAUUGGUUCGGCCAUUAUGAUGUCACACGUGGCGCCUGGGCUCCCCAGUCAGUCAUCUUAUCAUUAUUCAUGUUCAAUUGUUUUUUUGUUUUGUUUUCUUUUCUAAACAAGUCACUGGAGGAGUAAUGUUGUGAGGUAUGUGAAUGAAUACACAAAGGAACAGCUCCAUAGGAAUCAGGAGAUGUGGACAGUUGCUGCCCUCUUCAUAACGCUACUGGCCUCCCUCCAGGGCCAGGGAGUAGUGUUAUGCUCCCCAGCACUGGAACUACACCGUGAACCUCUGGAAGGGAGAGAGUCAUAUCACACAUUAGCUAUUCAUGACUUUUAUCAGGUUCCUUUGCACAGGUGUAUUAAUCAAGCCACCAUGCAGUCUGCAUUGAUAAUCAAGGUGCUUGAUUGUAUACACCUGUGGAAAGGGACCUGAUGAAACCCAUGAAUAAACCUGCGUACCUUUUACUAGAUGACCACAGGUCUGGGGAAGCCAAUUUAUCUGGACAGUGACUGUGUACAUUUAGUUGGUUAUUGUAUCAGGCAGUGCUUUCUCUGUUAGUAGCAGCUAUUGGGGAUUGGAGGGGCAGGCAGUCAGGUACAUGUGAGCCAAUGGAGCUGUGCCUUUGGGGGAAGAAAUGCAAUGUGGACGGAGUGUUGGGGCUGACAUUAAUGUCCAGCUGUUUACACCGUUAUUUGUGAUCACGGGUUGAUUAUACUAUUUUCAGACUGUCGCUGUCGUGGGCCUUGCCUUGAUUCAUGCAUUUCUUUUUACCUCUGCCAACCUUGCUUUUUGAGGAAAUCACUGCCUUUGGUCCUUCCUCGUCAGCCCUGUCCAAUAUCGUAUUAAUACAGCCAAAGGGAACCACCCCUUUUUACCUCUGUCGGAUCCCAUCUUUUCUGGUAUUGUUUUCAGUGCUAGGUGUUUUCUGAUUACUUCUGUAUGAAUCCUGAUUGGAUUUCUGUACAGGGUUUGUGACCCUGGAGAGCUUAUGCAUUUAAAUUUCAUGUGAUCAAUGCCAAUAAAGAAAAUCUAUUCUCGAGACAA
Molecule: messenger RNA, 6155 nt
Organism: Sardina pilchardus (European sardine)
Lineage: Eukaryota; Metazoa; Chordata; Actinopteri; Clupeiformes; Clupeidae
Gene: pxna
Product: paxillin a
Exons: 11
Coding region: 13-2028 (671 amino acids)
Biological process (GO): substrate adhesion-dependent cell spreading; transforming growth factor beta receptor signaling pathway; endothelial cell migration
Source: RefSeq, a predicted model, not a curated record